This is a messenger RNA of Pseudonaja textilis, 5185 nucleotides long. The record is from RefSeq and is a predicted model, not a curated record. Lineage: Eukaryota; Metazoa; Chordata; Lepidosauria; Squamata; Elapidae.
GGCUCCCCACUUUCCUCCCAGGGACUCAUUCCUCGUCGGUCAACGAGCCAAGAGUCGGCGUCCGCACCAUGGCGGGAGAGUAGCCGUACCCCCCCACCAGCCACGCCUCGUGGCCCGAGACGGCACAUGGGCCCAGUGUGGGGGGGGAACCAGCCCAAGAGAAACCGGCGAGGGGAGCAUGGUCCUCCUCUGCAUUAUAUGUGGUUGUGACUGCCAGAGGCUUUAAACCGGAGGAGGUCUAAAUUAUCCACAGCCGGGGGGGGGCACCCCCCGCCUGGGGCUUGGGGGGGGGGGGGGAGGGCAACGAAGACGCAUCCACAGCGGCAGAAAGACUGGAUGCAUCGAACGUUGGAACAGUUAGGGGUCCGUGCUGGGCGGGACCCAUUUUCUCUCGGCCACCUGGGCUGUAGUGGAGCCUGGAGUUCGUGCCAUUCUCGCCCAUGGCUCCCGGGGGGCAGGUGUUCUGCCAGUGCCGUCCAGCCACCUCUGCCCCUGCCGUUGCCGCCCAGCCAUGGUGCUAAUUUGGGGCAGUACAGCAAAGGCUACUAUGCCCCCGGGAAUCUCCCGCCCCGCCCCCUGCAUGGGAAGUUGGAGGCCAUCCACGGCUGCGUCCAGGCUCUGCUCCGGGACCAGGGCCAGCCUCACCUCUGGGAACAGCUGGGGGAGAUCUACGAAUCCGAGCAAGACUGCGAGGAAGCCAUUCGGUGCUAUCAAAACGCCGCCCGGUACCAGCGCGACUACGGGAGCUAUGGGGAAAUGCACGCCCGGAUUGGGAGGUUGCAACAGGCUCAGCUGUGGAAUUUCCAUUCGGGGGGGUCAUCUCAUCACCGGCACAAAGUUUUACCCCCUUUGCAACAAGUCUGGAACCUGUUACACCUUGAGAAGAGGAAUUUCUCGGCUAAGCGCAACCCCCAACUCAAGAGGCCUGGCCCCCCGAUGGAGCCCCCGGUGGUCCAGCCCAUCCCGCCGGUUCAGCACCCAGCCCACCCGUGCCACGGCGAAGAGAUGCCGGCUCCCAUGAAAAGGCGGAGGAGCACCAGCCCCGACCAGAAUGGUGGUAACGGGGUGGGCCAGCACCUGUCUGGUCCCGGAGCCCCCGGCAACCCCCAUUAUCAACUGCCCAAGCCUGGAUUAUGGAGCCCCCUGCAUGGAGACCCCUGGGGCCAGGAGCGCAAGAACAUGGCCGCCCCAGACAGACAAGAGCAGAGGAAUUCGGUGGCUCAUCCUUUCCCCUACCCGUCGCCCACCUACAGCUCCCACCCGCCCCCCCACCGCCUGCCGGCCAUGGCGCCCACCCCCCGCACCCCGCCAGCACACCGUGCCCCCCUCGAGCCCCACGGCUGCUCGGCCCGGCCCAACGGAAGUGACCUUAGAGAUGGCCGAGUCCCCCGGGUGCGUCCAGAUUCCACCACCACACCAGCAACGUCCGCCUGCGUGCCUUAUGCCCCGCGCCCGACCCCGGGAGGAGCCACCAGCAGCAGCAGCAGCAGCAGCAAGACCACCUCACGGGGGCCGCUGGCCUCAGAAAGCCUUGGUUCUUCUAAUCAUUACCAAACACCGGCAUUGGAGUUGUCCAGCCCCACGUCGGAGAACGGGGGACGCAAACCGGCCCCACCCUCCCGCCCCGCCCCUUGCCUCGCCCCCCGCAACCUGCCCUGCGCGCGCAUGCAGCCCCCGCCUCCCAACCUCCCCCCCCCUCCCCCUCCGUUGCCCUGGCUGAACAAAGCGGGGGAGGGCAAGGUGGAGGACGAAGACCCCCUGGGGGACAUUCUCUUCGGGUGCAGCGGGGAGCCCUGCAGGGCUGACCCCCCAUCCUUGGCCAAUUGCGACUCGGGGUGCGGCUUCCAGGAUUCGGACCCCAGUAGUCCACCAGGGAGCUUUUCUCGCCCUCGGGAAGGGUCCGGGGACACUCCCAGGCCGGCCAGUCCCGAGCCUUCGCCAGCCCCCCAAUUCUGGCUUUCCGAGAGCAGCCGGGAAGAGAACGGCUCCGGGGGGGCCAGGCCCCUGAAUCCGAGCCCCUCGAUUACCUCAGGAACAUUCAGGUCCCCAGAAAGCCCCCCACCGCUGCCGGUGCCACCGCCGGCCGCCCUGCCGCCUCCACCGUCCCGGGCCUCGUAUCCAAAGACGCCGGACCCACCGGGGGUGGCCCCCGCUGCAGAGGCCUCCUCAGACCGCCUCUUCGGCUUCGCUAGCCCCCCGUUAGAAGACCAGUUCGAAGAACCCCCCGAGUUCUCCAAGAUUUUGCCGGACGGGCUGGCCAACAUCAUGAAAAUGCUGGAUGAAUCCAUUCGGCGCGGGGAAGAAGAACGAGAGGAGAGCUUCCCUCCGCCACCUCCCCCCGCCCCCCCCCUCCCUAGCCCCCCACCCCUGGCGAGGCCCAAGCUGCCCUCGGCCUCCGCCAGCUCCUUCGAUUACCCCAAACCUCCCGGGCAGGACCCCCCCGAGCCCCCUUGCCUCUAUCGCUUCGGCAAGCGGGACACAGAAGAGCAGCGACCCCUGGCCAUGACGGCCGCGGGGUCCAGCGGGACGAAGUUUGCGCCUCAUGGCACUCCGUCUCUCCUCAAGUCUUUGGCCAGUGUGCUGGAGGGGCAGAAACACUCCUAUCGGCUCAAGCCGAUGACCCCCCCAGGUGCUAAGAUCUCCCCCCCAGCCGGUGCGAGCCAGAGCCCCUUACCCCAAUUCACUACCUCAGGCCAAGCGUGGGCUGGAGGCACCGGUGGUGCCACGGAGGAGCGAGCCCCCACGCCCCCACCUCUGCCCGCCCCUCGGCCCUUGAAGACUGAGUCGGAGGUGUUGGAGGAGAUCAGCCGCGCCUGCGAGACCCUGGUGGGACGAGCAGGGCGGGAGAAGAGCCCCCCGCCCCCUGCCAGCCCCCCGCCCACCCCGGCCUCCCCUCCGCCUGCUCCUCUCCUGGCCCCUGUGCCUCCAGCGCCCCUACCACCGACCCCUCCGCGCCCCAAGGAUGAGUCCCGCAAGACACACAUGGAACAUCGCCGGCACCGUCGGUCCAACCGGGACGGCUCACGGAGACACCGGGACGGUAAAGCUCGCAAGGGGAAGAACCGGCAGAUCCUGGGAAGUUUGGACGUGCAGAGCGCCGAGGGCCAAGCCCGGGAGAACGGCGCCAAGCCGCCCCCGCCUCCCCCGCCGCCUCCCCCCGAGCGGAGGUCCCCUGUCAAGAAGGAAGAAGGCCCAGUGGGCUCAGUGUCCACCAUGGUGUGCUCGGCCGACCUGCUGAAGCUACGGUCCUUCACGGAGGGUCCCCCCAAGGAGCUGAAGAUCCGGCUGAUCAAAGUGGAGAGCGGAGACAAAGAGACCUUUAUUGCGUCUGAAGUCGAGGAGCGACGGAUCCCCCUGAGCGAAGUCACCAUCAACCACUCAGCCGCAGAGGUUGUGCGGGCCAGCAAGCACGCCAAGGUGAAAGGGAAAUUUAAGGAAUCGUAUUUAUCCCCAAACCACUCCGUCAAGCCGCAGAUCAACAUGGACGAAAAGCUUCCCCGGGAUAAGCUCAGCCCCCCAACACCAAGUAUCUACUUGGAGAGCAAACGGGACGCAUUUUCUCCCGUCUUGCUACAAUUCUGCACCGAUCCCAAGAACCCCAUCACCGUCAUCCGCGGUCUGGCUGGAUCUCUUCGGCUCAACCUGGGGCUGUUCAGCACGAAGACGCUGGUGGAGGCGAGCGGCGAGCACGCCGUGGAAGUCCGCACGCAGGUGCAGCAGCCGUCCGACGAGAACUGGGACCUCUUGGGCACUAAGCAAGUCUGGCCGUGCGAGAGCAGCCGGUCACACACCACCAUCGCCAAGUAUGCCCAGUACCAAGCGGCUUCGUUCCAGGAGUCACUUCAGGAGGACAAAGAGACGGACGAUGAGGAGGCCGAGGAGCCGGAUAGCACCACAGAGACGCCGCCCAGCAACCCAGACCAGAAGCCCCACCAAAUAAUCAAGUUUGGGACCAACAUCGACCUCUCGGAUGCCAAGCGAUGGAAACCGCAGCUCCAGGAAUUGCUGAAGCUGCCUGCCUUUAUGCGCGUCACAUCGACGGGGAACAUGUUGAGCCACGUGGGCCACACCAUUCUGGGCAUGAACACAGUGCAACUGUACAUGAAGGUCCCCGGCAGCCGAACCCCAGGUCACCAGGAGAACAACAACUUCUGUUCCGUGAACAUCAACAUUGGGCCCGGGGACUGCGAAUGGUUUGCUGUCCACGAACAUUACUGGCAGAAUAUCAGUGCCUUCUGUGACAGACACGGGGUAGAUUAUCUCACCGGCUCCUGGUGGCCCAUCCUAGAAGACCUCUACCAGUCCAACAUCCCUGUCUACCGCUUCAUCCAGCGUCCUGGAGACCUGGUGUGGAUCAAUGCCGGGACCGUGCACUGGGUGCAGGCCACUGGGUGGUGCAACAAUAUUGCGUGGAACGUCGGUCCCCUGACAGCUUACCAGUACCAGCUGGCGCUCGAACGCUAUGAAUGGAACGAGGUGAAGAAUGUCAAGUCCAUCGUGCCCAUGAUCCACGUCUCCUGGAACGUCGCGCGGACGGUCAAGAUCAGCGACUCGGACUUGUACAAGAUGAUCAAGUACUGCCUCAUGCAGUCCAUCAAACACUGUCAGGUCCAGCGGGAAAGCCUGAUCCGAUCUGGCAAGAAGAUUGCGUACCAAGGAAGGGUGAAGGACGAGCCGGCGUACUACUGCAACGAAUGUGACGUGGAGGUGUUCAACAUCCUUUUCGUGACCAGCGAGAACGGCAGCAAGAACACGUACUUGGUUCACUGCGAGGCCUGUGCCCGGAAACGGAGCUCAUCCCUCCACGGCAUCGUGGUCCUCGAACAGUACAAAACCGAAGAAUUGAUCACCAUCUACGACAGCUUCACCCUGGCCGCAGCGCCGAGUUCAAGAUGAGCCAUAUCACGCCCAGGCGCCGAUGUCUGGGCUCGUUUUUUCUGCGCUCGUUUCUCCCACUCCCACUGUGAGUGUUUUGGGGCAGAAGGUGCUGUAGCCCCCUUCUCUGCCUCCCCCCCCUCUUAAAAGAGAGCCUCGGUCUUCUAUUUUUUUUCUCCUCCGUUGCUUUCUCGCCACCCCGUCCUGAGCCGUAGUGACACGGAACCGGCCAGAAGCUUCGUUUCCGCCUCUCCUCCCCACGACCCCCAGCCCCAGACGGGCGCUUUUUAUUUUUAAUUUAUUCUUCUUC